CUCCAAGAGUACACCCGCUACAACCUUUGGUUGUACAAGGAUUUUUAUUUCAUAUCCAACCCGGGGUUACUGUGAGUUCAUUACGUGACCGAUCGUAUUCAGAAUUCAGAAGGCUUUUCUUUGCACCCUUUGUAAUAUUAGUUUUUGACAAGCAGUUUUCUUGGUGCAAGAGAGGUGGACACUACACCACUCAAGCAACUCUCUAUUCUCUCUCUUACUCUAGAAAUCCUUUGUCCAGCUGGAUUAGGACUGUGUAUAAAUGUAUAUAGAUUUCGAUGGCGUCAAUGCAAGAUUUGGUGGAGCACGCCUUGCUGAUCUCAAAUGUUGUUGAAUGACAUGCUUUGACUUAACUAACUUGGCGGGCUGACGUCAGGAUGGAUUUUAGAAUAUUUCGGCUGCAGUCCUACUGCCAUUACGAUUGAAACAUCAAUCAGGCAUAAAGUUGAAUCAUUAUGUUUGGACGGGCCCCAAGAAGGAGUGACAACUCCAAGUACUAUGAGGUUCUUGGUGUAUCAAAAAGUGCCAGUCAAGAUGAACUUAAGAAGGCAUAUAGGAAAGCUGCUAUAAGAAAUCACCCUGACAAGGGUGGUGACCCUGAGAAAUUCAAGGAGUUGGCUCAGGCAUAUGAAGUUCUAAGUGAUCCAGAGAAGAGAGAAACUUAUGAUCAGUACGGUGAAGAUGCCCUUAAAGAAGGAAUGGGAAGCAGUGGUGGCGGUGUUCACGAUCACUUUGACAUAUUUGAAUCAUUCUUUGGUGGUGGGUCCUUUGGGGGCGGCGGCAGCCGCUUCAGAGCUAGCAGACAGAAACAAGGUGAAGAUGUAGUGCAUACCCUUAGGGUUUCUCUGGAAGACUUGUAUAAUGGAACUACAAAGAAGCUCUCUCUUUCCCGGAAUAGAUUGUGUUCCAAGUGUAACGGGAAAGGUUCAAAGAGUGGAGCAUCUGGGAGAUGUUAUGGAUGUCAAGGUACUGGAAUGCGUGUCACAACAAGACAGAUCGCUCCCGGAAUGAUCCAACAGAUGCAACAUGUUUGCCCUGAAUGCCGAGGCUCAGGAGAGGUUAUCAGUGAGAGGGACAGGUGCUCACAGUGCAAAGGAAACAAAGUUUCACAAGAAAAGAAGGUGCUCGAAGUAAAUGUAGAGAAAGGAAUGCAACAUAACCAGAAGAUAGUUUUUGAAGGGGAAGCAGAUGAAGCUCCUGAUACCAUCACUGGAGAUAUUGUCUUUGUUCUACAACAGAAGGACCACUCAAAGUUCAAGCGGAAGUUUGAUGAUCUUUAUAUGGAACACACACUUACUUUGACUGAAGCUCUUUGUGGCUUUCAGUUUGUCCUCACUCAUCUUGAUGGGAGGCAGCUUUUAAUCAAAUCAAACCCUGGAGAAGUCAUAAAACCUGAUCAAUACAAGGCAAUAAAUGAUGAAGGCAUGCCCAGUUAUGGCAGGCCUUUCAUUAAGGGUCGGCUUUAUAUCCAUUUCAAUGUGGAUUUUCCAGAAUCAGGGGUUCUUUCCCCUGAGACAUGCCGCGGCAUAGAGACUAUUCUGCCGGCAAGACCAGGGAAGAGCUCAUCGGGAAUGGAGUUGGAUGAGUGUGAAGAAACUACUAUGCACAAUGUCAACAUCGAGGAAGAAAUGAGGCGCAAGGAGCAGCAACGACAGCAAGAGGCUUAUGACUCGGAUGAUGAUGAGCCAAACGUGCAUCGUGUGGCCUGUAACCAGCAAUAGGUUUGUAAGAUGCUUGUAUUUUUGCUCGUAUCCCAAGUAAUUUUUUGGCUAUGUUUUUGCAGCAAAGGCCACUUACUAUUUGCUUUAGGGAUAAUUAUAAAGGAAUUAGGCUUCCUUAGUUAUGUUUUAUGGUUUUUUGUUAAUGGCAUUUUGAUAGCCGCUCACUUGGACUUGUGAACUUGCACUAUAUCUCACCAUCCUUCUAUAGCAACUAGUACAUGAAAUUGAAGUAAUACUUUAGAUGAGAAAUCAUCUGUUUACCUUUUAAAUCCAUAGCGUGAUUAACCUCAGAGUCGCAGAGACCGAGGAUUUGCUGUUGC
Molecule: messenger RNA, 2038 nt
Organism: Nicotiana tabacum (common tobacco)
Lineage: Eukaryota; Viridiplantae; Streptophyta; Magnoliopsida; Solanales; Solanaceae
Product: dnaJ protein homolog
Biological process (GO): response to heat; protein folding
Molecular function (GO): ATP binding; Hsp70 protein binding
Source: RefSeq, a predicted model, not a curated record